AUGAAUUUCACAACUUCGGAUACCGAUGAUUAUCCAGGCAGUUACCAGUCAUCGAAUCCAUCCUCAUACAAAAGACUCCAGAAAACACGAAGCAUGUUUAGUGUUGGCCAAAUGUUCUCAAAAGACUCGUCACAGGAUGAGUAUUCAUCUUCCGUUGUAUAUUCAUCUGAGCGCUCCCCCGAUAGUAUGUCGAGCAAGAAUAGGAGAAAAUCAACAUCUUUCUUACGAGGAGGGACAGAUUUCAUGCCUGAGUCAGUAAGGAGGCAGUUAGAAGAGGAGAAAUAUACACAAAAGGAUCGUAAAUCUUUUUAUCUAUCUACGUCUAAGAGACAUAGUACGUUUCCAGAAACGGUACGCGGAAAAAAGAAGGACCCAGACGAGUCGGUGUCUAUUUCAGUACGGAAGGCAGUUGGUGAAAAAGCGAGGAAAAUUUCGGCCUCUUUUUUUGGAACUAUGCGUAGAGCAUUGGGGAAAAAGGUCAAGCUUGAACCAGCAUUCCCCGAGCAACAUGUCACAUCGACUCGGCAGCACUUUCGAGAUUAUGUCAGUCCUUCAGAGCUUCACGAGGAUAUUAUCGAUAUCCCUGAGCCGAAUAAUCUUACGAUCCGCCCAGCUGUUAUCUCAAGGGCACCAACAUUCAGACAUGUUCCGUCAUGUGAAAUGUUGCGUUCCGUCGCUGGGUCCUUGGGGGAAGCAACCCCGCCAAUGAAAAUACAGCCACCGCAUAGAAUUUCAUCUACGACUACAGAUGGUAAGUCUACAUGGAAUGCCACAUUAGGGGCUUCAUUGAAGAAGAAGCGGCUCUCUAUAAUAGACGAAAACAUGCCAAAUAAGAUUAAGGAUAACAUUUAUUCUCCACCUUCGGUUGGAGAACAGCAGGUGCGAAAGAGCUACGAAGCAAAGAGAGUUUAUUCUGCGUUGAUGAGACGUCUUGAUCGGGGCUCGCCGAGUGCAAGAAGGGAGGAAGCCGAGUAUGUUCAUGGACCUGGGUAUAAUGGACCUGGAUACUACAUGGCACCUGGGUUAGCUUUAAGACCAGAAGAAGAAAAUAUGUUUGAGAGGCCCUACACAGCCGCAUCUACUAAUACUGUCGUAACUGCUAUUAGAAAGGAUAGUGGGAAAUGGACGCGCGACUUGAACAGCGGAGGAGGGGUCCCACCACCUGUGCCGGCGCGGCCAUUGUCUUAUCAACAAGGAGAGAGCAGCAAGAGUAAUACGAAAGAGUGGGUUGUUAGUAACCCUGUACAUGAAGAAUUACGACAGAUGAGCGUAGAUUCGCAUCUUGCAGGGCUGGCCAAGCAAGUUUCAGGUUUGGCUAUCAAGUCCGAGAAAGAUUCUGGGCCCCCAGUGGAUAUCCCUAUUACCCCUCAGAACACAGUAAGGAGAAGACUGCGUGUAACCAGGUCCGCAUCGACGUUUUUUCCGUACUCGAGCUCAGUUGAUGAACUCGUGAGGGAAUCGACUCCAAGCCCUUACCGCAAGGCGACGGGAAUUAUGGAUACCGAUAGCAGAUCAAGUGCCUACACAGACAUUACUGUCACACCGAAAUUUUCGGAUGAGAAUACAUCACCGCCCCAGAUGGCGGCGUUAACACAGGGGCAGAGUGAAUACACUUACCGUGGAGUGACCAUCGCUCCUCUUGCGCCAAAAAUGAAGAUCAGGAGCGGUCUCAAGAUCAAAGAUUAUAACCCUAAUUGGAAUCACAGAAGCACUCUCGCCGGCAACGGGGACUACAACACCCCGAGGAACACUCCCAGAAACACAGUUAGUAGCAUCAGUAUGAAUGAGAACUACACCAGCAGCAAACUUAACAACGAAAAUGAGAAUAGAAAAAGGAAAUCCAAAGCUCUUCUCAGAUCUGGUAGCCAGGGGCAUGGAAUACCACCUGUGGUCUAUAGGCCGCGUAGUGUAUUAUCCCAAAUGUCUACGGUGGACAUUGAGAAUGCGGUCAAUACGCAAUUCGGGCCCGUCGUUGGUGGUGAGGGGAUGGGUUGGAAGGGGAAAUCGAAGGAAACUAUUGUGGAGGAGAGGGUCUUUAUGGAAAGGCGGAUGGAAAGCCACUCGGCUUUUAUUUGA
Messenger RNA from Morchella importuna, 2076 nucleotides. RefSeq lists its product as uncharacterized. The transcript has a single exon. NCBI's taxonomy places the organism in Eukaryota, Fungi, Ascomycota, Pezizomycetes, Pezizales, Morchellaceae. The record is from RefSeq and is a predicted model, not a curated record. The coding region runs from base 1 to 2076 and encodes 691 amino acids.